Umbelopsis ramanniana AG is the source of this 2745-nucleotide messenger RNA. RefSeq lists its product as uncharacterized. Gene Ontology annotation, biological process: protein import into nucleus. The transcript has 18 exons. Gene Ontology annotation, cellular component: cytoplasm; nuclear membrane. NCBI's taxonomy places the organism in Eukaryota, Fungi, Mucoromycota, Umbelopsidomycetes, Umbelopsidales, Umbelopsidaceae. The record is from RefSeq and is a predicted model, not a curated record. Bases 211 to 2739 code for a protein of 842 amino acids.
ACAGAAACAGCCUUUUGCUUGGGAGACCGCCUCGCAGUUAUUAUAUUCCUCAUCUAUCAAUGCACAAUUCUUUGGAGCUCAUACAUUUUUGGCUAAAAUCACUCGAGACUGGGAUACGCUACCAGAAGAACGCAUCGAAUGGUUGCGGCAAGAACUGCUGCAUGCGAUCGCACGUCGCUGUAGCGGCCCGGCAUUCAUCGUAACGAAACUAUGCCAGGCGCUAACAGCGUACGCAAUACAAGCGGUACCUUUGAACUGGUCAAAUUUCAUAACGCAAACAUGGUGAUACUUGAACUCCUUACUAUUAUUCCAGAAGACAUCACCACUGCACAACUUAUUGGCGGUCACAGACUGCAGAUUAUGCAAGAACUAAAGGAUGGACUCCCGCAUGUUAUAUCAAAGCUAGAAGGCAUACUUUCCGAACACAGUCAUAUUUCUCAGCCGGAAGAAUAUAAUAUUAAUCUCAAGAAAAAAGCUUUAAAAUGCUUCCAGAGCUGGGUUCAAUAUGGCAUAUCUCCAGAGGACGCACAUAGCUUGCUUCAAAAAUCUGUCCAUUUGUUGACGAAUGACAUUUAUUUGGAAGAGGUUGUGGAUGUACUCGUUGAAAUUAUGCUGUUGCCAAAAGUGACCACGUGGGCGUCCAUACGGCAGCAUCUACAGGACUAUAUCGGGAGCCCGUGGUUCAUGACCAGGCUAUCAGACAGCAUUCGAGAUGAAGACGACCACACUACCAGACUUUUGGGCCGAAUAGCUGUUACUUAUGGCGAAACAUUCACUGAAACGAUUUCAGACCACAUGGAUCAGCCAGGCGUACUGCAUCUGUUGGAAUUAAUGAUGAGCUUAACAACAUAUCCAGGCUAUUUUGGCGAAGAUCAAGAGAUUAGCGAAAUUCCCUUGAACUUCUGGUACGUUCUACAAGAGACGUUAGCGGAUAAAGAUUGGCUUCCUGUUACUGCUGAAAAACACAAGCAGCGAAAUGGGCUAACAAAUGAAGUGAUAUGGUUGGACAAGGGCGUUGAAAACACUUAUGUAGUUUACCAGCAGCUUGUCUUGGCUUUGAGAGAUAAAGCCAUGCUUCCUUCUGAAGCGGAAUUCACGCAUUGGUCCAAAGAUGUCAGGGACAAAUUUCGCAUUUAUAGGAGGGACAUAGCGGAUACUCUCAAUAGUCCGUAUUAUGUAUUGCACAAUGAUAUGAUUCUGUUGUUGCUCCAGGAUAUCAAAAUGGAACUCUUGAGGCAAGAAACAAUGGAAUACCAUGAACAACGACUUGAAGCUUCGUUCUUCGCACUGUACAGCAUAAGCGAUGAGAUUCCACCCGAAAGUAGCAGCGAAAUUGCUCAACUCUUUGAAUUCAACAUAUUUGGGCAAAUACCCAGAAAUGCCAGCCCUCGACUUCAGAAUAUGGCUCUUAACUGUGUUGGUUCAUUUUCGGAAUGGCUCAAGAAUCAUCCACAGUACCUUCUGAAUGUCUUGAAUUAUAUCAUACCAGCUUUAAGCAACGCAAAGCUGGCUCAAGCUGCUGCUUCUUCGCUAAAGAAUGUUUGCGAUACAUGUCGUGCUGCUCUAGUUGAUGGUAUCGAUAGUCUCAUUGCCUUAUACCAAGAAGUUGCACAAAUUGGAGUAGAGGCACUUAUUGGGGAUAUCGUACGCAACAUUCAGCAUACGCUCUCUGUUGUAGAAAGCGAUCCAAUUACUGCUGCAAAAAACGUUCAAGCUCAGCUUCAAUAUUUGGCUGCCUGCUGCCGAGGACUUCAAUCCCCAAACGAUGACUAUCAAUCACUUAUUGCUAGAAACGCUGCCUACGAUAUGUUUGCCAGUGGUUCAAUUAACACUCUAUACGAGACUGUCCCUGGCGCUUCAGAAUUAUCUCAAACCAUCAAUGACACAAUUACCCAACUUGUGUAUUUGUAUAGUAAAGAUCAAGAAACCACACAAGUUUUAUGUCAAUUCCUAGAUGCUGGUUUGCGCUCCAUGAGCCCUUUAGCCUGCUUACCACUUUCAACUCUAUUAUUCAUCAUCCAACACAGCUAUGAAAGUCAACCACUCACACCAUGGCUAGAUACGGCCUCAUUAGUGUUUACUGUCUAUGGAGGAUACGAUGCUCACCGUGAUAAUCUCAGGCAACUUUUAGCAGUUUUGACAGCAAAAACUUUGAGUGGCAUAAACAACAUACAUGCUAUGGAGGAAUAUCCAGACGUUACAUAUUCCUAUUUCAGCCUUUUAUCUAGAGUCAUUCGAAGAUGUCCCCUUAUUCUAUUCCAACUUCCUCCUGAUAUAUUAAAUAGCAUAUUCUCCGUGGCAAUCGCGGGCAUGACACUUCAAGAAAGGCUUGCUCUGAAAGCUGUGAUGUCUUUUACGGCUGAAACGGUUGCAAUAGAUGCUGCAGAAGGCACAGAAUUAAGGCAAUUCGUAGACGAUCUUACCCUCAACAUUGGAUAUGCUCUAACGCAAAACCUCCUCUUGGGGAUCGGUGGACGGGUUCCGAGGUCGCUGAUGAGCUACCUGAUAGAUGUGUUAUACAAACUGACGGGUCGUUAUAUCGAAGUCAGUCGACAUUGGCUAGCCAGUCUUUUACAUCAGGAUGGCUUUCCUUCUCCGCACGUAACACUUCAGGACAAAGAAGUGUUCAUGAAAGGAAUACUUGGUACACGGUCAGCUAAACGGUUUAAGGAGGUUACUACAUCAUUUAGUGUCAAGUGUAGAAAAAUGGAUAACACAUUGUUUGGAUCGGUUGUAUAACAAGCA